CGAAGGUUGCUACCGUAUGCCUACAAACUGAUAACCGAUGGGUGUCAUAAUUUUCCUUCUUUCCCACGCAUCCACCAUAACCUUCAGCACAAACUCUGGAGUACGGUAGUCUGUGAUGUUGACCCAAACGACCUCUUCAACCCACAUGGACGAUACCAGUAAGUCCCCUGCCAAAACCGUCUCGUUGACAAGUAAAGACGACUCUUCAGCCACCUCCAGUGAAAGCGAUAUCCAAGAACCGCAUCCACCAUCUGACGCGAUGAAAGGACUCUCCGAGACUGCCAAAAAGACAUUGUCCACCGAAUCAUCCUAUGGACACCCCCUCUCUGCCGAAGAAGCUGCCAAACGAGUGCCUCCUGGUGAGGAUGGUCUCCAAUGGCAUGCCACUCUCAUCAAUGGCGAUCCGUUUGACACGAAUGGUAAACUCAAAAAAGGUCUCCAUCCACGAGACUUUGACCUGGAAACCAAAACCAUUCGACCACGACGAGCCAGUCUGCCGGUCUUGGCCAAACCAUUCUUUGCCUCUUUGACACGUGUGCAAGACGAACCCAAUGGUACAAGCGCUAGAUUCAUCUUUCACGGAAUCUUGAAUGGAUGGCCAUCACUCCAGGCAUUCGAAGUCAUGCGAAUUGAACGAAAGCGUGGCAUUAUGUCAAUGGUAGGAUUAUCCGAGUGGGUACCUGUGUGGGAUGCCAAUGAGGAAGGAACGCGUGGCAUCGAUCCAACCUUGCCGGAUGAACUCGUCUUUCGGGUCACACUCCGUGCCCCCAGUCAUUCUACCACGGGGUGGUCCCAAGAGAGCCCUGGAUUUGUCUUUUGGUACCAGCCUAUCCUCCAUACUAAUAAUCCACAACAACAACCCACGCUGACCUAUGGAACUCAAAUGGUACAAGACAUGGUGGAUCCAAACCCUAUUUGUACAAAAGUCCACAUGCUGGGGCACCGCUACGAACGCUCGGGAAAUGAGAAUGCAUUCAACAGGCAAACCUAUCAUAGUCUUGUCCUUCUUGAGUGGGAUCAUCAAAAAUAUUGCACAGUGGUGGAAAAAGGAUUUCUCAAUGGAUUAGCAGGCUGGAAUGGAAAAUGUCUUCAUUACGAUGACAUGGACGAGCCUGAAACUCAAAUGUACAAGUGCUUUCCACCCGAGAUGGUAGCUCCAUGGUUGACUGACAUUGCAGAGAUUCGAUGUUCCGAUGUGGAGGCUACGUCAUUGGAAGAGUUCAAGGCCUACUUGGUCAAAUAUGAACAAUGCAACAAACGAUUCUUUGAUAUACAACACACAUUCUCAUCACAUUCGGCGGCACGACAAGUAUCCAAAAAGGAUAUUGCAGAGUAUUUGGUCAACUAUAUUCGUGGAGAUCCAUCCUACGUGGUACUCAAUCACAACUGUCAGACAUUCACUGCAGAUCUCUGCAACUUUUUGGCGGCAGAUGAAGAGAACACGGCGAAACCUAUCCGACCGUUCUUUCAAUUUUUCUACAAGAAUCGAACAGAUCUGUUUCUCUAACUAUAAGAACCUGACAGGUACGGUAUGAUCAAAACAUAGAACGGGAGGCAGUCCUCAAAGGUCAAUGUCCGAGCUGAAGGACACAGUAACACUAAGCAACAACACUAACACAAAGGAGAACCUUUUUGCCAUGGCAAGAGCCAAACAAGUUCAA
Messenger RNA from Seminavis robusta, 1661 nucleotides. The record is from the annotation of a GenBank genome assembly. NCBI's taxonomy places the organism in Eukaryota, Bacillariophyta, Bacillariophyceae, Naviculales, Naviculaceae.